GCACAGGCUUGGGGUCUCCUCGGAGGAGGCCAACGUCGGACCGCACUGCUGAGGGGCGGGGGCGCCGUCGAGGCCCUCCCCUGGCCCCGCCUCCCGGUCUGCGCCUUUGGCGGCGGGCGGUUGUUGGUUUCGGGUUGUCAGGCAGCGCGGUGCGGGGGUGAGGCUGGGCCAUGCCCGCGGGCGCAGCCUGAGCCCUGCACACACCGGCAGCAUGAAGGACAGCGGGGACUCCAAGGACCUGCAGCUCACGGUGGCACUCCGGGUGCGGCCCAUCAGUGUAGCAGAGCUGGAGGAAGGAGCCACCCUCAUUGCCCAUAAAGUAGACGAGCAGAUGGUGGUGCUCAUGGACCCGAUGGAGGACCCAGAUGACAUCCUACGUGCGCAUCGCUCCCGCGAGAAGUCCUACCUAUUUGACGUGGCCUUUGACUUCACUGCCACCCAAGAGAUGGUGUAUCAGGCCACCACCAGGAGCCUCAUUGAAGGCGUCAUCUCAGGCUACAAUGCCACGGUUUUUGCCUAUGGCCCCACAGGCUGUGGGAAGACCUAUACCAUGUUGGGCACGGACCAUGAGCCUGGCAUCUACGUUCGGACCCUCAAUGACCUCUUCCGUGCUAUUGAGGAAACCAGCGAUGAUAUGGAAUACGAGGUGUCUAUGUCCUACUUAGAGAUCUACAAUGAGAUGAUCCGGGACCUGCUGAACCCAGCCCUGGGAUAUCUGGAGCUAAGAGAGGACUCCAAGGGGGUGAUCCAGGUGGCGGGAAUCACUGAGGUCUCCACCAUUAAUGCCAAAGAGAUCAUGCAGCUGUUGAUGAAGGGGAACCGGCAGAGGACACAGGAGCCCACGGCGGCCAACCAGACAUCCUCGCGCUCGCAUGCAGUGCUGCAGGUGGCCGUGCGCCAGCGCAGCCGGGUCAAGAACAUCCUGCAGGAGGUGCGGCAGGGUCGCCUCUUCAUGAUCGACCUGGCAGGCUCUGAGCGUGCGUCACAGACGCAGAACCGUGGGCAACGCAUGAAGGAGGGGGCACACAUCAACCGCUCCCUGCUGGCCCUGGGCAACUGCAUCAACGCGCUGAGUGACAAGAGCAGUAACAAGUACAUCAACUAUCGCGAUAGCAAGCUCACCAGGCUCCUGAAGGAUUCCCUGGGGGGCAACAGCCGCACGGUGAUGAUCGCCCACAUCAGUCCUGCCAGCAGCGCCUUUGAGGAGUCCCGGAACACCCUGACCUAUGCUGGCCGAGCCAAGAACAUCAAGACACGGGUGAAGCAGAACCUGCUCAACGUCUCCUACCACAUUGCCCAGUACACCAGCAUCAUCGCCGACCUGCGGGGCGAGAUCCAGAGGCUCAAGUGCAAGAUUGAUGCACGGGGUGGGCGGGGCCAAGCCCGGCCCAAGCUGGAGAGAGGUGACAUCCGCCAGAUCCAAGCGGAGGUCCAGCUGCACAGCGGGCAGGGUGAGCAAGCCGACAUGGGGCAGCUCCGGGCGCAGCUUCUCAGCGCUUUCCAGGAGCAGAUGGAGGUGCGGAGGCGCCUGCUGGAGCUUGAGAACCAGGCCAUGGAGCUGCAGAUAGACACGUCCCGCCACCUGCUCACCAUCGCCAGCUGGGAGCACGAGAAGUCACGCCGGGCCCUUAAAUGGCGGGAGGAGCAGCGGAAGGAGUCCUACACCAAGGAUGACAGUGAGAAGGACUCGGACACAGGUGAUGACCAGCUGGAAAUCCUGGAGCCACCCGAGGUGGCCUCGGCCCGGGAGAGCAUCACGGCCCUGGUGGAAGAGCAGAAGAAGCUGAGCAAACAGAAGCUGGCGCUGGAGCAGCGCUGCCGCGAGCUGCGCACCCGGGGCCGCCGCCUGGAGGAGACACUGCCCCGGCGCAUCGGCUCAGAGGAGCAGCGCGAGGUGCUCAGCCUGCUGUGCCGGGUGCACGAGCUGGAGGUGGAGAACACCGAGAUGCAGUCGCAUGCGCUGCUCCGCGAUGGUGCGCUCCGCCACCGCCGCGAGGCUGUGCGCCGCCUGGAGCAGCACCGCAGCCUCUGCGACGAGAUCAUCCAGGCCCAGCGGCAGAUCAUCGACGACUUCAACCUGGUGGUCCCCCAGCAUCUGGAGGAGCUGUACGACGUGUACUUGCGGGAGCUGGAGGAGGGCAGCCUGGAGCGGGUGACCAUCAUGGACCGGGUGGCCUCUAGGGCCCUGCAGGACAGCUCUUUGCCCAAAAUUAUGCCAGCAGUACACACACUGACUCCAGAGUCAGAUCCUGAGAGUGUGAAGGCGCCAAGUUCUGAGGUCCAGUGCCUGCAGGGCAGCAUCUUGCCCCCCCUCAGCUCAGAGAGUGAAGCCAACCUCGUGUUCAAAGCCAGCUCCCGGGCCUGGCAGGGGAAGAACUCCACUGUGCCCACCCCACCCCCCAUCCAGAUCGGUAACCUGGUGACCCUGGAGGCCCCAACUCAGGACAGCCUGGUCAGUCCCAGAAGCCGCAUCAACUCUUCCCCUGACAGCAGCGAGCAUCUGCUCGAGGUCCCCUUGUCCUGCAAAGAGAAAAAGGAGAUCCUGACCGGUAUCAAAUGCAUCUCGGUUAAGGCUGCCAGGAGGCGCUCCAGGGCCCUGGGUGCUGAAGGGUGCCACCUGCUGGCCCCCUCAAUGGAGCGCAGCAGCUUGUCCCUGCACUCGCUCAGCGAAGCUGAUGACUCGAGGCCACUGGGCCCACUGGCCUGCAAGCGGCCACCCAGCCCCACAUUACAGCACGCUGCCAGCGAGGACAACCUGUCUAGCAGCACAGGAGAGACCCCAUCCCGGGUGGUGGGGCAUCGAGGUGAUGGCUCUGGAUCCUGGCUUCGAGGCCAGAAGAAAAGCCCAGGCAGGAAACCAGAAGAGUCACUGGAGGUGAAGAGGAGGAAGCGGAGGUCCCGGUCCUUUGAGGUCACGGGACAAGGGAUCUCUCGCCCCAAGACACACCUCCUGGGACCCCGACCCAUGGAGAGCAGCUCGGACCACAGGUUGCCAGUAUGUGGGCACCCAGCCCCUGGUAUCCGGCAUCUGGGAAAGGUCACACUGCCUCUGGCCAAAGUUAAACUCCCUCCAAGCCAGAACAUGGGUCCUGGAGAUACCUCUCCUCUUGCUAUUCCCUCCAACCCAGCUGGUGCUUCCCGCCGGGCCAGCCGGGGGCCCCACCUGCCUCAUAGCACAGGCCCCCGUGGCAAAGAUGGACACUUCAGGCGUAACUGAGGGGCCCUGCCUGGAACUGGCUCGUUUUCUUCUGAGACUGAUGAGUGUGUAGCAGGAAGUAGGAGAUGGAAGUAGGGCAGAUGAGGCGGCCUGGGAGCAGGAGCUUGGGAGCUCAGGAGGCAGAGAUUCCUGAGAACCUAGAAGUGUGAGGGGCCCUGCCUGAUCCAGCUACGCUUUCUGUGCCAGCAGGAAAGGGAGGUGACCUGGGAGGUAUGGCCCAGAUGACAAGGCUUCUUGGCCUCCCAGCCCUGGACAGAACCCUGUUGCCAAAAUUAUGCAGAGACCUGUGGCCGGACUCGGCCUUGGGAAUGAGAGGAUGGGGAGCUGUGAGUGAGGCUCCCGGGCACACACCUGGGGCCAGGUGGCCCGGGUUGCGGAAGAGCAUCCUCGGCAUCCUGUGAUUGGGUGGGGGAGGGAAUCUGGUUUUGUUACUUGACAGUGCCCCCACCCCUAACAAUAAAUUCCUGUUUGGGUCUUGAUGGUUGCACUGG
Erinaceus europaeus (western European hedgehog) is the source of this 3708-nucleotide messenger RNA. RefSeq names its product kinesin family member 19 (gene KIF19). Gene Ontology annotation, biological process: microtubule-based movement. The coding region runs from base 212 to 3217 and encodes 1001 amino acids. Gene Ontology annotation, molecular function: microtubule binding; ATP binding; microtubule motor activity. The record is from RefSeq and is a predicted model, not a curated record. NCBI's taxonomy places the organism in Eukaryota, Metazoa, Chordata, Mammalia, Eulipotyphla, Erinaceidae. The transcript is spliced from 20 exons.